Melozone crissalis (California towhee) is the source of this 1364-nucleotide messenger RNA. It is a transcript of the gene GATA3, whose product is annotated as GATA binding protein 3. Lineage: Eukaryota; Metazoa; Chordata; Aves; Passeriformes; Passerellidae. The transcript is spliced from 5 exons. The record is from RefSeq and is a predicted model, not a curated record. Gene Ontology annotation, molecular function: DNA-binding transcription factor activity, RNA polymerase II-specific; RNA polymerase II cis-regulatory region sequence-specific DNA binding; zinc ion binding. The coding region runs from base 1 to 1344 and encodes 447 amino acids. Gene Ontology annotation, biological process: embryonic organ development; immune system development; regulation of epithelial cell differentiation. Gene Ontology annotation, cellular component: nucleus.
AUGGAGGUCUCCACGGACCAGCCGCGGUGGGUGAGCCACCACCACCCGGCCGUGCUCAAUGGGCAGCACCCGGACUCGCAUCACCCCUCGCUUGGCCAUACCUACAUGGACCCCACGCAGUAUCCUCUCGCCGAGGAGGUGGAUGUACUUUUUAAUAUCGACGGACAAGGCAACCCCGUCCCGCCGUACUACGGCAACUCCGUGAGAGCCACGGUGCAGCGGUACCCCACGGCCCACCACGGUGAGUCAGGGAGCCAGGUGUGCCGCCCCCCGCUGCUGCACGGCUCGCUGCCCUGGCUGGACGGCAGCAAGGCGCUGAGCAGCCACCACAGCGCGUCCCCCUGGAACCUCAGCCCCUUCUCCAAGACCUCCAUCCACCACAGCUCACCGGGACCCCUUUCCGUCUACCCGCCCGCCUCCUCUUCCACUUUGUCCGCCGGCCACUCCAGCCCGCACCUUUUCACCUUCCCGCCGACCCCUCCUAAAGAUGUGUCCCCGGAUCCGUCCAUCUCCACGCCCGGCUCCACCGGCUCCACCCGGCAGGACGAGAAGGAAUGCAUCAAAUACCAGGUGUCCCUGGCCGAUACCAUGAAGCUGGAGUCCUCUCACUCUCGGAGCAGCAUGGCCUCUUUAGGAGGAGCCACCUCCUCCGCUCACCACCCCAUCACUACCUACCCACCGUAUGUCCCAGAAUACGGCUCUGGACUUUUCCCCCCCAGCAGCCUCUUAGGAGGAUCGCCAACCGGCUUUGGGUGUAAAUCGCGACCAAAAGCACGGUCAAGCACAGAAGGCAGGGAGUGUGUAAAUUGUGGGGCUACCUCAACCCCUCUGUGGAGAAGGGACGGCACUGGGCACUAUUUGUGUAACGCCUGUGGACUCUACCACAAAAUGAACGGGCAGAACCGGCCCCUGAUCAAACCCAAGAGAAGACUGUCUGCAGCCAGGAGGGCGGGCACGUCCUGUGCAAACUGUCAGACCACCACUACCACCCUGUGGAGGAGAAAUGCCAACGGCGAUCCCGUCUGUAAUGCCUGUGGGCUCUACUACAAGCUGCACAAUAUUAACAGACCCCUGACUAUGAAGAAGGAAGGAAUUCAGACCAGAAACCGAAAGAUGUCUAGCAAAUCCAAAAAGUGCAAAAAGGUCCAUGACAACCUCGAAGACUUUCCCAAGAGCAGCUCCUUUAACCCUGCAGCCCUCUCCAGACACAUGUCCUCCAUCAGCCACAUUUCACCCUUCAGCCACUCCAGCCACAUGCUGACCACACCGACACCGAUGCAUCCUCCAUCCAGCCUCUCCUUCGGACCUCACCACCCCUCCAGCAUGGUCACUGCCAUGGGUUAGCAAGAGAGCUCCCCUGCUGA